Molecule: messenger RNA, 975 nt
Organism: Penicillium verhagenii
Lineage: Eukaryota; Fungi; Ascomycota; Eurotiomycetes; Eurotiales; Aspergillaceae
Exons: 4
Coding region: 1-975 (324 amino acids)
Biological process (GO): carbohydrate metabolic process
Molecular function (GO): arabinan endo-1,5-alpha-L-arabinosidase activity
Source: RefSeq, a predicted model, not a curated record
AUGGAUACUCGGCAUUUGACGCUAUCUGUGGCGUUAUUCACGGCACUAGCGCAGACUGUGCAGGGUUAUGCGAACCCAGGAGCAUGUUCAGGGGAGUGUGUUGUGUCUGACCCCACCCUGAUUCAGCGUUCAUCCGACAGCAAGUAUUUCCGUUUCUCGACCGGAAACGAGAUUUCGUAUGCCAGUUCGUCUAGCAUUGCUGGGCCAUGGACCGUGAUUGGAUCCAUGCUCCCAGAUGGGUCAUCCAUUGACCUCUCUGGAAACACUGACCUUUGGGCCCCCGACGCUCACAUCGUCGAUGAUCUGUACUACGUCUACUAUGCCGUCUCGACAUUCGGAUCGCAGGCCUCGGCUAUCGGUCUUGCAACAUCAAAGACCAUGGACCUAGACUCCUGGACCGAUCACGGAUCCAUCGGUGUCGUCUCAUCCUCGUCAAAAUCGUACAAUGCCAUUGAUCCGAAUCUGAUCGAUGUUGACGGCACUUACUACAUGAACUUCGGUUCCUUCUGGGACGACCUCUACCAGGCCCCCUUGAACUCUGCAGCAACCAAGGUGUCCUCGUCUUCCUACAACAUUGCCUACAACCCUUCUGGCACCCACGCAGAGGAGGGUUCCUACAUGUACAAGUACGGCAGCUACUACUAUUUGUUCUACUCUGCCGGUAUUUGCUGUGGCUAUGAUACAUCCCUGCCCGCAAGUGGAGCAGAGUACAAGAUUAAAGUUUGUCGUUCGACUUCGGCAACGAGUGGAUUCGUUGACAAGUCUGGUACUGCAUGCACUGCUGGCGGUGGCACUGUCGUGCUGGAGAGCCACGGUACUACUUAUGGACCAGGUGGACAGGGUGUUUACGAUGAUCCCACCUAUGGACCUGUUCUUUACUACCACUAUAUCAACACCGACAUUGGUUACGCUGAUUCGGAUAAGCAGUUCGGAUGGAAUGCCCUUGACUUUUCCACUGGGUGGCCUGUGGUCUAA